AUGGUUAGCAAAAAACCAAAAUUCAGAUUUGAUUUCGCCAUCAACGACCUCUCCAAUAUUCCUCACACAUCCGGCUACUGCUAUGUGGACGUUCUUAUCGGAGAUGGCCAUCAGAGCGGAUUUCGUGCUGCCAUUAGUUCGUUGAAGCCAGUAACCAAGUCAACAGGUUCCGGAGCCUCCGAUGAAGCUUCCAAGACUAGAACAGCGUCAUCCACGGCUUCUACAGACUCUUCAAGCAGUCUGGUUUCGUCCAGUUCAGGUAACAUUCAUGUCCGCACUUCACGACGCAAAAUUCACAACUUCAAGUGUUCUUUCAACUAUAAAUUAUCGUGCAACCUCAAGUUUGCUGUCAAGAAACGGGAGGACAUGAUUGGACCCAAGUUCUUGAACUUGCGUGUGUAUUAUGUGGUAGAUAAGACCAAAUCCUCCCACAACCUGGUGGAGUUGGGUACGGUGAAGUUGAAUUUGUCCGAGUACUUGAACUUUGAUGAGCCGGUCACCACCAAGCAUUUGCUUCAGAACUCCAAAAUCAACUCGCUCUUGAGCUUGACAUUGGGCCUUGACGAGUUGCCCUCUGACUACGAGUUCCACACGCAAUUGCGCAUUGACGACUCCAAGACUAGUGGUCAAACCACUGUGAGUGGUUCCCUGCUGAAAAUUUCGAAAACCACGGAUUCCAACACUCGCUCAUUCAACGUGCCGCAGUUCCAACGGCAAGCGGUGUUUGGAGGACUAGAGGGUGUCAUGCAGAAGAACCAGCCUCGGACGAAACAGGGGAACUCUAGUGACGAAGAGUCAGUAGCAAAUUCAGACCGACAGAAAUCGGCCCUGGGUAAACCUGACGAUGCCAACUUUGGCACGGGGACCUUUGACAACGUUAUUGUGGAUCCCACCAUCAGCAGACUUUACAGACGUGUGUUGGAAAGCACAUGGGACCCGGAGUUACAUUCGUUGCUUAAGUAUUCGCCAGAAAAGAUCGUGGAUGACAUCUUCAAGUCCAACGGACAGACGUGCCGAACAGAGAUGGAGAAAGACAUUGAGAAUGUGGAUCACCGCAUGGAUUCCGAAGAGUACAAGGAUACAAAUGGGCUCAUCAACGAGAUCAAGUACAGAGACAAUUUGAAGAGCUGGACAGUGUCGUGGGCGUAA
Molecule: messenger RNA, 1149 nt
Organism: Sungouiella intermedia
Lineage: Eukaryota; Fungi; Ascomycota; Pichiomycetes; Serinales; Metschnikowiaceae
Source: the annotation of a GenBank genome assembly